Molecule: messenger RNA, 1319 nt
Organism: Oryza brachyantha (malo sina)
Lineage: Eukaryota; Viridiplantae; Streptophyta; Magnoliopsida; Poales; Poaceae
Product: MADS-box transcription factor 50-like
Exons: 7
Coding region: 201-884 (227 amino acids)
Biological process (GO): positive regulation of transcription by RNA polymerase II
Cellular component (GO): nucleus
Molecular function (GO): RNA polymerase II cis-regulatory region sequence-specific DNA binding; protein dimerization activity; DNA-binding transcription factor activity, RNA polymerase II-specific
Source: RefSeq, a predicted model, not a curated record
GCAUGGGAGGAGUGUGUGUUGCCAUUUGUGGUCCCGAUCCAUCGUCCGAGCCUUUCCUUUCUAAGUAACAAAAUCCCCCAUUCUUCACGCUCAUCCCAUUCCGUUAAUUAAUCUCCUCCUCCUCCUCCUCCACAAAUCGCAUCUACUUCGAUCUCUAACAGCAGCAGCAGCAGCAGCUAGAUCCAUAUAUAUCUUUGCGCAUGGCGGCAGCUGCCAUGGCCGGGGGAGGAGGGGGAGGAGGGGGUCUGCAGCAGCAGAAGACGGCGGCGGGCGGGCGGCGCGGGCGGCGAGAGAUGCGGCGGAUCGAGGACGCGACGAGCCGGCAGGUGACGUUCUCGAAGCGGAGGAGCGGGCUGCUGAAGAAGGCUUUCGAGCUGUCGGUGCUCUGCGACGCCGAGGUGGCCCUCAUCGUCUUCUCCCCGCGCGGCCGCCUCUACGAGUUCGCUUCCGCCUCCGGCGACUUGCAGAGGACGAUCAAUCGCUACCUGAACCAAACAAAAAGCACAUCUACACCUGAAAAAGAGGAUGAAUCAUGCGUCCAGAAAUGGAGAUCAGAGGCAACAACCUUGGGAAAGAAGAUAGAAGCAAUUGAGGCCUACAAGAGUAAGCUGCUGGGGGAGUGUCUGGGGUCGUGUUCAGUGCAGGAGCUAAAAGAGCUUGAAAUGCAGCUCCAGAAGAGCUUGUGCAACAUCAGGCAAAGGAAGCAAAAGAUGCUGAUGGAUCAGAUUUUGGAGUUGAGGGAGAAGGAGGUGAACCUGUUGAAGGAGAAUAUGGUACUUCGUGACCAGUACUGCAAGGCGGCGGCAACUGCUGGUGAUGACGAUCGGCAUAAUAUGGACGUGGAGACAGAGCUGAUGAUCGGACGGCCUGGAACAAGCACCUAGCUACCUCUACCAAUUCAUCAAUCAAUCUUCAUGUCAUAUACAGUAUAUACUUAUACUUAUAUAUAGUUAGUUAACGCGUACGUUAAUUAAUUAGUCCGGGCCGACGAUAAUAACAUAUAUAAUAAAAUGCAACAGCUAGCUAGCUCGCUCGCUCUAGUAGUUACUCAAAGUCGCCAUGCAUGUUUUGAGAUCGAUCGACUAGCUAGUAUUAAUUAACAUGCGCAGUAGAUCGAGAUAACUAUUCUAUGUACUGCAUAUAUGCAUGUUGAUUAAUUGUCGAUCGAUAUAUAUAUAUGAUCGACCGAAAGACAGAAAUGUGUGUGUGUGUACGCUAGUUGUUUUGGUUCUUAAUUUGCCUAUGCAAAUAUAUUCUUGUGAGUAAACAGACGAAUCAUUUAUGAACCUUGUGAAAAAAUAAAGAUAGGGAAAAUUCAU